Rubroshorea leprosula is the source of this 1436-nucleotide messenger RNA. The record is from the annotation of a GenBank genome assembly. Lineage: Eukaryota; Viridiplantae; Streptophyta; Magnoliopsida; Malvales; Dipterocarpaceae.
GUUAUAAGGAGGAGGCCGGCGGACACUUACUCGAUGCAAGCGUACCUCUGAGAACCUGAGUUUCGAUGGCCAUCUCUCCGAGGAAGUUAGUAUCCAGCGUAAUCUUCGAUUUGAACGGCACACUUCUUAACACAGAAGGUGCUGUUAGUGAUGUGUUGAAGGUUUUCUUGGGUAAGUAUGGGAAAGAAUGGGACAGAAGAGAAGCUCAAAAAAUUGUAGGGAAGACACCUUUGGAAGCGGCAGCUGUUAUUGUUGAAGAUUACGUGCUUCCUUGUGGAAAGGACGAGUUUUUGUCUGAAUUCAGCCCAGCAUUCUCUGCUCGGAUUGGCAACAUUAAACCGCUUCCAGGUGCCAAUCGAUUGCUUAAACAUUUGAGUGGUCAUGGUGUGCCCAUGGCUUUGGCAUCAAACACCUCUAAGGCAAGCAUAGAGAGCAAACUUUCAUAUCACAAAGGUUGGAAGGAAUAUUUCUCUGUCAUCAUUGGUGGUGAUGAAGUGACCACAGGGAAGCCAUCUCCUGAAAUAUUUCUGCAAGCAGCUAAAAUGCUGAAUAUGGAACCUUCCAGUUGCCUGGUCAUUGAAGAUUCUGUGACUGGUGUUAAGGCUGGUAAGGCUGCUGGAAUGGAGGUGGUAGCUGUGCCAUCUGUUCCAAAACAAACUCAUCUUUUUACAGCAGCAGAUGAAGUUAUCAACUCCUUACUUGAUUUGCAGCCCGGAAAGUGGGGCCUACCUCCAUUUCAGGAUUGGAUAGAGGGUACAUUACCAAUGGAACCUUGGUACAUAGGGGGCCAUGUCAUUAAGGGAUUUGGUCGUGGCUCAAAACUACUUGGCAUCCCUACAGCUAAUCUAUCUACGCAAGGUCAUUCAAGCGUCCUUUCAGAACAUCCUUCAGGGGUAUAUUUUGGUUGGGCUGGAUUAUCAAGACGUGGUGUUUACAAAAUGGUCAUGAGUAUUGGUUGGAACCCAUUUUUCAACAAUGCAGAAAAGACGAUAGAGCCAUGGUUGCUUCAUGAAUUUAAUGAGAAUUUCUAUGGUGAGGAAUUGCGUCUUGUCAUAGUUGGCUACAUACGACCUGAGGCUAAGUUCCCGACUCUUGAGAGCUUGAUAGCAAAGAUUCACGAAGACAGAAGAAUCGCAGAGAAAGCGCUUGAUCUUCCAUUAUAUUCUAAAUACCAAGAUGAUCCAUACUUAAAACCGCGCUUCUCCUUUUCAUCCCUUCUCUCCCGUGCUGCGCGAUUUCUUGUUUGCUGGUUCCACGCCCUAGUUCAAGGUUGCAGAAGGCUUGGUUUUUGGAUGACGGUGAUGCUGGAGUCUGGGCGAAGGUAUAAACGACGGUGAACUCGACAUGCGAAUUGAAGUCAGUGAGCUUCCGAAGAUCUCUACUUUGUGGCAACCCUUGGUUCCCUGUUUGACUGGUCGGUCCGGUUGAACUGCCAU